Syngnathus acus (greater pipefish) is the source of this 2870-nucleotide messenger RNA. It is a transcript of the gene lhx2b, whose product is annotated as LIM homeobox 2b. NCBI's taxonomy places the organism in Eukaryota, Metazoa, Chordata, Actinopteri, Syngnathiformes, Syngnathidae. The transcript has 5 exons. Gene Ontology annotation, cellular component: nucleus. Gene Ontology annotation, biological process: neuron differentiation; regulation of transcription by RNA polymerase II. The coding region runs from base 941 to 2194 and encodes 417 amino acids. The record is from RefSeq and is a predicted model, not a curated record. Gene Ontology annotation, molecular function: RNA polymerase II transcription regulatory region sequence-specific DNA binding; DNA-binding transcription factor activity, RNA polymerase II-specific.
GGUCCACGCGUUUUAACCGAGAAGAGACGAGACGUGGUGCUACCAGGCUUCUCGCUCGUUCAAGUAACUCGGAGUAUACUUCGAUGACGGCGGCCCAGCCAAUGAACUCACCCGGUGCGUCAUGACGCAACGAGGCCUCGUUGAUAAGGAGCAGGAGUCUAAAGUGGAUGUGAGAAAGAGGCUCGGCGAUUUAGGGGGGCAAGAAACAAGUAGACAGCUCCUCCUCUUGUACGCACGUGUUAUGCGGCCUCUCUGGCAGGAGACAUAACAGCAAUGUAAACAGGCAACCGUGAAGAGAGGAAAAAACAACGCUUGUCUCAGAGGGGACUGAACAAUGCAAAUAAUUUUUUUAAUUUAUUUUAUUUUUUAAUGUCAUCUACACAUAGUUUGACAUAACAUCCGGACUGUUGAACCUAAAGAAGAGGGAGCUGCGCCCACGUUUUCAAAUCAUUUGGAUUAUUUUUUGUUUUUGUUCUUUUUUUUUUUUUUAAUUGGGAGAUGCAGGGGUUCUCCGCUGCUUCCCUUCAAACUGCACAGAGUAAAGGGGAGUGAAGGGGAGGAAUUUUGAGAUUCGAAUUCUGAAAUCUCACUCCCUGGUUUAGUGGAGAAGACAUCGGAACCAAGAGCAACAUAGCCCGGCCGUUUGGUACGUUUUAUUUAUGGCAGAAAUGUUAGCAAUAUCAGUUAGUCAUAGAAAAAAUGUAGAACACUACGGAGACAAAAUUCAUAAACGUCACUGUUAAUUGCGAAUGAAUAAUCCGAAUCAGAAUGAAUGAUAUCCGGAAAAGAGUUUCCAUUGGCGGAUCAUAAGUAGUAAGGAGAACACGUGUCCAAUUUUCCCUCAUUUUUUUCCUCCCUGAUCUGGAUUUUUAACUUGUCGCGUCAACAAGGAAAAGCCUGAAAAAAUAAAGGACACAACCGCAAGUGGCUUUUUCUUCUGAUGGACAUCUUGGCUUUUAGAUCCGAAGAGAAUAGUUUUAGUAUUCUCCCAUCGGCGGCAACAAUGCUUUUCCAUGGCCUCCCCGGAGGCGACGUGCACGGCGUGGUGGAAGAAAUGGACCGGAGAGGGAAGAGCGAGUCAGCGGCCAUCAGCUCAGCUAUCGAUAUGGGCGAGUCGGAGACGGCCAUGCCGUGCCUGACAACAGAGCGCGUGGCCCUGUGCGCAGGCUGCGGAAGGAAGAUCGCGGACCGCUACUACCUGCUGGCUGUCGACAAGCAGUGGCAUAUGCGCUGCCUCAAGUGUUGCGAGUGCAAACUCAACCUGGAGUCGGAACUCACCUGCUUCAGCAAGGACGGCAGCAUCUACUGUAAGGAGGACUAUUACAGAAGAUUUUCGGUGCAGAGAUGCGCUCGUUGUCAUCUCGGCAUCUCUGCCUCGGAGAUGGUGAUGCGCGCCCGGGAUCUAGUCUACCACCUCAACUGCUUCACAUGCACUACCUGCAGCAAGAUGCUCACCACCGGGGACCACUUUGGCAUGAAGGACAGUCUGGUGUACUGUCGGCUGCACUUCGAGACUCUCAUCCAGGGAGACUAUCAGACACAUUUUAAUCACGCGGAUGUGGUGCCACAUAAGAGCCUGGGCCCGGCCAACACGCUCGGACUAUCCUACUUCAACGGAGUGGGGACAGUGCAGAAAGGCCGGCCCAGGAAAAGGAAGAGCCCUGGACCCGGAGCAGAGCUCGCAGCAUAUAACGCAGCGUUGAGCUGCAAUGAGAAUGACAGCGAGUCUAUGGACAGGGAUUCCCAGUAUAGCUCCAGUCAGAAAACCAAGCGCAUGAGGACAUCCUUCAAACACCACCAGUUGAGAACCAUGAAGUCCUACUUUGCCAUCAACCAUAACCCAGACGCCAAGGACCUCAAGCAGCUCGCCCAGAAGACAGGCCUCACUAAGCGGGUCUUACAGGUCUGGUUCCAGAACGCUCGGGCCAAAUUCAGGAGGAACCUUCUGCGACAAGAAAGCACUGGUGCAGACAAGACCUCCGACGGCUCCACACUGCCGGGAGGCACGCCGUCAGGACCGGCCUCUGAAAUCUCAAAUGCUUCCAUGAGCCCCUCCAGCACCCCCACCACCCUGACAGACUUGACCAACCCCACUAUGCCGACAGUAACCUCUGUGCUUUCCUCAGUCGCAGGCGGCAUGGACGUUCACGAGUGUAGGAGCCCGUCACAGACCACACUGACUAGCCUUUUCUGAUGAACGGAGCCUGAUUGCAACCAUCCCUUCCUCUGCUACACCCUGCUGAGUUGAAAACAAAGUUGACUCCUUUGAACAUUAAGAUUAGAAAAGUGAAAGUAACAGAAACAAAAAAUAGAAAAAAGGAAAGGGUCAACAUUUUCGCUGAUCCCAUUUACAUACUUUGCAGACUGAGGCGGCCAAGCCUCACAGAUGGAACUGUUGUUGUUAUUUAGAUAUUGUCUUGUUGAGAACUGAGAAGACUUGAUUUGCAUUUUUCAAUGUUUACAGAAAGUGACUAAGAGGAGAAAAAAACUGCUCAAUUUUUGGGAUUUUUCCAAAACAGUAUUUAUGUUGUUGUACAAGAGUCAUUGUUAGAUGAAUUGUAAUUUUUUUUUUCUUUGUGAAAAUCUGAGAUUAAACACCGGUUAAAAUACCCUCGCACUGCAACGUGCCUGUAGUCUAUUUUGUGUAAGUGAUGUGCAAGAUCAGACAUGAAUGGUUUGUCUCAGGAGAGAAAAUGACCUUCAUGGCUUAUGUGUAUGGGUGACUGUGUUUAUUGCUAGUGAUUACAUGUGUUUUUGUUUCAGCACUGCUUUACAGGAAGCCACAUCCUGCGAUGCUUUAACUUAAAUUGUUUAUGCUUGAGUAGAGAUGUGAAAAUACAAUUAAAAUAUUUUUUCCUAGCCUGCUGCAA